AAAUACCCACCGGUAUUUCGGAUUAAGUUCUACAAACUUGAAUUCUUCAAUCAAGGUUGUCUGUCCAGAAUGAUUGGGUUGAUUAAAAACUAGUUUGAAAACCCACUCAGUGUAAAAAAUAAGUCUAGACACGAUUAUCUAUGAAUAUAAUUAAGGAUUGACACCGAUAAUAGUAACGGAGUUGACUUGGUCCAACUUUGUCAUUCCGCGGACUGGGGUUCAAAUCCUGGUUUAAGUUUUCUUACAUUGAGGGAAUUCCCUAGCGGGUCCAACUUACGGCGAAUCAUCGUGAUUCGUGGUAAUUAACGAUGAAUCACGAUAAAUUAGAUCCGUCAAGGGAGAUAUGUUACAUUAGUGAGCAAAAUGACACCAAUAAGGUGAAGGGAAGUGAUUUCUUUAUUGGCACUUUUUAUGAGUUGAAAUUUUCAUUUAAAAAGGAAAUAAUAAAUUAAAUGAUGCAAUUGGUUGAAUAAUAAUAACUCUAGGCCUUUGUUUCUAAAUAUAGGUUUUCCUGUCAUUUGUAAUAAAAAAUCUGCAGGCAGUUGGCAUUGUAGGCUAAUGGCAAAACGUUUCCUUAUCUAGAACCCAGAAGCACUGAAUGUUGACAUUUUUAUUCAGAGUAAUAAAUCAUUGAUUUUAUCGGUCAGGUAGUCAAAAAAAAUUCGGACUCCGUUGACCAAAAGUUACUCGUAAAUAAAUUCAAUCUAAAUAUACUAGCACGCGGGUCUCACGUUGAUGAGUGCGUCAUUAAGGAGACAUAUAAAAGACGGCCAGUCCCGUUGGCAGACAGAAUGUUAUUGGCAGCCAACGAGCUAGAUCAGCCUAGACGAAAUGGAGAAACAAUACGCGACUAUUUUUUAUAAAGAAUUGGGCGUCUAUAUUGUAGUGCCUAGUGAAUGGCCGGGUCGUGCAGAAAACCUAGUGUUGACCUUAGCAGAGAGGAUAAUCGAACAAUUCGACUAUGUCAGUCCUAUUCUACAAAUCAAUAAUAUACCAACACGAUUGAGCCGUUGCAUCAAUAUGCUUGGAACUUAUUACAUUUUUGAAGAAGUGUCUAAAAACGAAAUGAUGGGUGCUUUUACCUUCAAUGUAGAUGUUCCUCAAAAUGGAGACAGUAUUAAGAUAGAAAUUACCAGCGGAAAGAAUUUGGACAACGACACAUGGUCAAACAACGAGACGUGUGUCCUACCGGAUGUCAGUAGAAUAUCACAUCAGCCAAUAUUUACAAAAUUGUGUGGGAAUGUGCUAUCCAGUAUAGACAACAACAAAAGCACAGUUCAUCGACGACUACUUCGGAGUAUUAAGCACAGAAUUCAUCAACGGAAGCACAGCUGCGGUUUUCCAGAAAAACAUUGAAAAAGCGUGGAACUCAUUAGCUGCUUGGGGAAAUAAAAUAGCAGUUAAACAAUGAAAUGAUGUCAUGCUGCUUUUGACGGUCGUCGUGACAUCACUUUAGGCCACUGGACAUUAUCAAUUAAGCUCAGCAGUCAUUACGGAGAAGCUAAUUAGGUCAUAACUAUUAUACUGUUGCAAUGUCAUUUUUUUUGGAUCUCUAUAAUCUAGGUUAUUAUGUGUGUAAAAUGUAAGCUAAAAAAAUAAAGAAAAAAUAUUAAACAUUAACGGAGUUGUUGUCUUUUAUUUAUACCAACCUCCUGACAUUUUGGUGUUGACGUUUUAUAUGACAUAUCAAGUUCAAAAUAUUUAUCAGGUUUCGUAAUUAACACCUGAUAUUCCCGACAAUUUACCAUUAUAUCACCUUAUCACGAGAAGAGCUAGUCUCCUACGUGAUGUCCCCAAGGUUAUUUUUGUUUAUUAAAGUAUCAUUGCUAAAAUCCAUGUUUUCUAAACAUACCAGUAUUUAUCUAUCACAAGAAACAAUUUAAAGAUAAUUAAAGACAAUUAUCCAAUGUAAUUAUUUUUAAUGAUGGUUUGAUU
This is a messenger RNA of Microplitis mediator, 1935 nucleotides long. RefSeq lists its product as uncharacterized. The transcript is spliced from 5 exons. NCBI's taxonomy places the organism in Eukaryota, Metazoa, Arthropoda, Insecta, Hymenoptera, Braconidae. The record is from RefSeq and is a predicted model, not a curated record. Bases 832 to 1356 code for a protein of 174 amino acids.